CAGAGCAGCUCGGUGACUUCUGUCUUGUCCAGAUUCCCCAGAUCACUAUCUUCCACCAUUUUCAAGUCCCUCGAACUAAACGGUUCAUGGAUAACUACGAUGGGAAUCCUUCUCUGGGUGGAGAGCCUGCGAUGGACAUAGGAGAUUGGAGGUGCCAAUUGCAGGCAGAUUCGCGGGAAAGAAUUGUCAAUAAGAUAAUGGAGACAUUGAAGAGGCAUCUUCCUUUCUCUGGUCAAGAGGGGUUAGCUGAACUCAAGAAAAUUGCUGUAAGGUUUGAGGGAAAGAUUUAUGCUGCUGCGACAAGUCAGUCGGAUUAUCUACGGACAAUUUCUCUGAAGAUGCUCACUAUGGAGAGCAAGUCUCAGAAUACAGUGACCAGUUCUUUACAAUCCAACUCUGCUUGGUCUUCUGUUAUGCAACCUCAAGUCACCAAUCAAGGACAACUCUUAUCAGAAAACAUUCAAAGCAACAUUCCGCAUGCUGGAAUUCAAUUUUCUGCUGGUUUAUCAUCUGCACAAGCUCCUACCCCAGCUCUGAAUAUGUCUGCCUUACUAUCUGCACUACCCCCUUCCCCUGGUACAGAUAUGCCUGCCAGCAACUCUGGAUUCCACUGCCCAGAUUGGAGAUAAAAAUGGAGCUGAAUGGCAAGAGGAGGUCUAUCAAAAGGAGAGGUGCCAGACUUGUUUAAACUAAUUUCUCGGAUGCAAUUUGUAAUCAUCAAUUGUUUAUACCAAGUAAUAGCUAUUACGCCAUUAGAUCAAUAUUAGUCCUGUCCAUUAUGGGAUGAAUCGGAACUACCCCAAAAAAGAGUGAGUUGUUAAAGUUCGGAUUGUUUAUUUGAUACUUCUAAAGAUGACUAAUGUUCAUCGAACUCGAAUCAUCAUAUUAUCUAGCCUCAAAAAUCUAUUCUGAUUGCAAGUGGCUUCCAAAAACGCUUGCUCUAAAUUAUUGCUACUUCAGUCUGUGGUAACACUUA
Molecule: messenger RNA, 976 nt
Organism: Fragaria vesca subsp. vesca
Lineage: Eukaryota; Viridiplantae; Streptophyta; Magnoliopsida; Rosales; Rosaceae
Product: mediator of RNA polymerase II transcription subunit 15a-like
Exons: 5
Coding region: 87-629 (180 amino acids)
Biological process (GO): regulation of DNA-templated transcription
Molecular function (GO): transcription coactivator activity; chromatin DNA binding
Source: RefSeq, a predicted model, not a curated record